CUGAAUCUAAUCUAAUGGUUAAGUUGAAGAAGCAGACAACAACAAAUGCUCUCUUCAGCAACAAAGAACUCAUAAACUUGAUCUGAUCAUCAACCCUAGAUUUUCCAGGGACUACAAAAUUAAGGAUCUCUUCCAUGGCGUGUCGCAACGCCAAUCUCUUAUCCCUCUUGUAUUUACUGUCUUUCGCUCUAAUCGCCAUCGCCGGGAAGAGUUACUAUGAUAUUCUUCAAAUUCCCAAGGGAGCUUCAGAUGAGCAAAUUAAAAGAGCUUACAGAAAGCUUGCCUUGAAGUAUCAUCCUGAUAAGAACCAGGGGAACGAGGAAGCCACCAAGAAAUUUGCAGAGAUUAACAACGCUUAUGAAGUGCUAUCGGACAGCGAAAAGAGAGGCAUAUAUGAUAGGUAUGGUGAAGAGGGUCUCAAGCAGCAGGCUGCCAAUGGUGGAAGAGGAGGAGGUGGAAUGAAUAUGCAGGACAUUUUUAGCUCCUUCUUUGGAGGCGGGUCUGCAGAAGAAGAAGAAGAGAAAAUUGUAAAAGGGGAUGAUGUAAUAGUUGAAUUGGAUGCUUCAUUGGAAGAUUUGUACAUGGGAGGAACUUUGAAUGUAUGGAGGGAGAAGAACAUUCUAAAACCAGCCCCUGGUAAGAGACGCUGCAACUGUCGGAAUGAAGUUUACCACAGACAAAUUGGACCAGGAAUGUUCCAGCAGAUGACAGAGCAGGUCUGUGAACAAUGCGCAAAUGUCAAAUUUGAAAGGGAAGGAAGCUUCAUUACUGUUGAUAUUGAGAAAGGAAUGCAGGAUGGCCAGGAGGUGGUCUUUUACGAGGAUGGUGAGCCUAAAAUAGAUGGUGAACCCGGUGAUUUGAAGUUCCGAAUUCGCACAGCACAACACGAUUGCUUCCGUAGAGAAGGCAAUGACCUCCACACAGUUGCCAAUAUAACUCUGGUGGAGGCUCUUGUAGGUUUUGAGAAAAACAUCAAACAUCUUGAUGAACAUUUGGUGGAAAUUGGCUCCAAGGUUAUAACGAAACCGAAGGAAGUUCGGAAGUUCAAAGGAGAGGGGAUGCCUUUGCAUUUUAGUAACAAGAAAGGAGAUCUGUAUGUUGCUUAUGAGGUUAUUUUCCCGAAAUCGUUGACAGAAGAGCAGAAGAAGAAGAUAAAGGAAAUACUAGUGUAGAAGAAGUAGAGCAUUGAAUGAAAUUUUGAAAUUCUCAAAUUUAAUCUUUGUUUGUUUAGAUAUUUUUAAUGUAAUAAUAUGUAGUUAAAAUUCUUACCCCCCAUCAUCAUCAUCAACUCCAUUUUUAUUCCACCAUACUCUUUGAAAUAUGAUUUUCUUAUUCUGGGAUUCCAUAUUUUAUAAUAUUACAAUAUUAUUAUGCCUC
Impatiens glandulifera is the source of this 1377-nucleotide messenger RNA. Its product is annotated as dnaJ protein ERDJ3B. The record is from RefSeq and is a predicted model, not a curated record. Bases 135 to 1172 code for a protein of 345 amino acids. The transcript is spliced from 10 exons. Gene Ontology annotation, biological process: protein folding. Lineage: Eukaryota; Viridiplantae; Streptophyta; Magnoliopsida; Ericales; Balsaminaceae.